AUGACGGCGUCCUCACAGGACUCCAACCCCUCGUUCAUGGCUGGCCUCUUCCUGCUCCUCCUCCUUCCAGCUGUUUUCACGCAGACCUCGGCUGUCCCGACGACCCCAGCGCUGCCUCCGUUCGACCCGCUCAGCCAACCAGAGUGCACGAAGAAAGAGCAUCCGAAGGUUUCCAUCCAAGCGCUCAGCCCGUGGAUUUCCACUUUCUCCCACCCUGGUGUGAGAGACUUCUCCCAGCUCACCCUUGACCUGACCAGGAAUGAGCUUAUUGUGGGUGCCAGGAACUACCUUUUCAGACUGGACCUCCGUAACAUGUCUCUCACACAGGUGACAGAGUGGGCACCGGAUGAGGAAACCAGGAAGUCGUGUCAGAGCAAAGGCAAAACAGAGACUGAAUGUCAGAACUACGUCAGAGUCCUGCUGGUGAACAAGACGGAAGUCAUGACCUGCGGCACGAAUGCUUUCCAGCCUCUGUGUAUUACCAGAGAGGUUGGCAACAUGAGCAAGGUGCUCGAGCGCGUAAAUGGCGUUGCACGCUGCCCGUACGAUCCUCGCCACAACUCCACGGCCGUGGUGACGGAAAGCGGAGAGUUGUACGCCGCCACCGUCAUCGACUUCUCGGGCCGUGACCCUGUCAUAUACAGGAGCCUCGGAGGCAUGCCCCCCCUGCGCACCGCCCAGUACAACUCCAAAUGGCUCAACGAGCCCCACUUCAUCUCAGCCUACGACGUCGGCCUCUUCACCUUCUUCUUCCUGAGAGAGAACGCCGUGGAGCACGACUGUGGCAAGACGGUGUACUCCCGCGUGGCCCGAGUCUGUAAGAACGACAUCGGUGGGCGCUUUCUGCUGGAAGACACGUGGACCACGUUCAUGAAGGCGAGGCUCAACUGCUCCCGCUCCGGAGAGAUCCCCUUCCACUACAACGAGCUGCAGAGCACCUUCUACCUGCCUGAGCAGGACCUCAUCUACGGCAUCUUCACCACCAAUGUCAACAGCAUCGCAGCGUCGGCGGUUUGUGCCUUCAACCUGAGCGCCAUCACCCAAGCCUUCAACGGGCCCUUCCGCUCCCAGGAAAAUCCCCGCUCCACCUGGCUCCCCACGCCCAACCCCAUCCACAACUUCCAGUGCGGAACAAUAGACGACAAGGGACCCAACGAGGGUCUGACGGAGCGCAGCCUGCAGGACGCGCAGAGACUGUACCUGAUGAACGACGUAGUCCAACCGGAGUCUGUCGAUCCGCUCGUCAUGCAGGAUGAUGUUCGCUUUUCCAACCUCGUCGUGGACAUCGUUCAGGGAAUGAACACGCUUUACCACGUCAUGUACAUCAGCACAGAAUAUGGCUCCAUCCUGAAAGCUCUGGCAACACCUAAUAAGAACCUGCAGGGUUGUUACCUGGAGGAGAUGGAGCUCUUCCCACCUGGCGUGCGAGAACCCAUCUUGAGCCUGCAGAUUCUGCACAGCGAAAGGGCGCUCUUUGUGGGGCUCAACAACAAAGUUUUAAAGAUCCCACUGGAGAGGUGUUCCACUUACAAAACUGAGAUACUGUGCUUGGAGGCGAGGGACCCCUACUGUGGCUGGGACUUCAAGCAGCGGCGAUGCACCACGCUGGAGGAGAGCUCCAACAUGAGUCAGUGGAAACAGAACAUCUCCAUUUGUCCGCUGAGGAAUCAAACCAUCAACGGUGUCUUUGGACCCUGGUCACCAUGGCAACCGUGCAACAACGAUGAUCCCCUGGACGGUGUGACCUCCUGCUUGUGUCGCUCCAGAUCUUGUGACAGCCCUGCCCCUCGAUGUGGAGGAAGAAGCUGUGAAGGCCACACGAUUGAAGUGUCGAACUGCUCCAGAAACGGAGGCUGGACACCCUGGUCGUCUUGGGGACAGUGCAGCACGACCUGCGGGACGGGCUUUGAGCUGCGCCAGCGUUCGUGCAACAACCCGUCGCCUCGACACGGUGGUCGGGUGUGCGUGGGGCCGAGCAGGGAUGAACGGUUCUGCAAUGAAGGCAUGUCUUGUCCUCAGCCGAUCUUCUGGACCCCCUGGGGCUCCUGGACGAAGUGCAGCACAGAGUGUGGAGGGGGGGUCCACUCCAGGGUCCGCAGCUGUGAAAAUGGAAACACAUGCCCAGGAUGUGCACUGGAGUAUAAGGCCUGUAACCUGGAGGCGUGUCCAGAGGUGAAGAGAAACACGCCUUGGACUCCCUGGAUGCCGGUGAAUGUAACGCAAGGAGGGGCUCGCCAGGAGCAGAGGAUGCGCUACAUGUGCCGGGCCCACCUGUCCGACCCCCACGAGCUGCAGAUCGGACGGAGGAAGGUGGAGUCUCGUUUCUGUCCGAACGAUGGGACGGUGGUCUGCGAGACAGACGGUCUGGUUGAGGAGCUCCUAAAGGCACCGGUGGUGAGGACGGCCGGAGCUAGCUGGUCUUCAUGGGAGACCUGGUCGAGCUGCUCUCAGAGCUGUGCCAAAGGCUACCGAACACGCAGACGAUCCUGUUCUGGACCGGAGGGGAAGAGUGCACCGGUGGCAUGUCGGGGCUCUCCCGUGGAGUAUCAGGACUGUAACGUGCAGGCAUGUACCGUGAAAGGCGCAUGGUCCUGCUGGUCACCCUGGUCUCAGUGCUCAGUGGGCUGCGGUGGCGGUCACUACCAGCGGACACGCUCCUGUAACAGCCCCCCACCUGCCAAUGGAGGAGACAUUUGCAUAGGUCUUCACACCGAGGAGGCCUUGUGUAACACACACCCAUGUGACGACGUUCACGCAGAAAGAAGGGAACAGACGUUGGAGACAAAACAGCUGCUUGGAGAUCUUGGUGAUCUUGGAACAGAUAUGAAAGGUGGCUGGAUGGCCUGGUCUCUGUGGUCCACCUGUGAUGACUCAGGCUUCCAAACGAGGAGUCGGGUUUGCGGCGCUCAGGGCAGCAGCCCCUGUGUGGGGAACGCCACUCAGCGCAGAGACUGCAAUGAAAUACCUGUCAUUCUCCCUGCAUCUGGUUUUGAUAAGGACCAGCAGUGUGGAGCAUUCACCUCCAUCCACCUAAUUGCUACCGGCGUUUCCUGUUUCCUCGGGGCGGGGCUGCUGUCCUUCCUAGUUUACGUGUACUGUCAACGUUUCCACAAGCCCUCGCAAGAGUCCGCCAUCAUCCAUCCCACCACCCCCAACCACCUCAACUACAAGGGCAACACCACACCAAAGAACGAGAAGUACACACCCAUGGAGUUUAAGACACUGAACAAAAACAACCUGCUUCCAGACGAAAGAUCCAACUUCUACCCGACGCCGCUCCAGCAGACAAACGUCUACACCACUACCUAUUAUCCUACGCCACUUGGCAAAUUCGACUACCAGCCCAACUCCUCCCCAUCACCGUGCAGGACCUACAACAACAGCAACAGCAGCUGAGACCGUGUCCACAAGCAUCGCC
This is a messenger RNA of Nematolebias whitei (Rio pearlfish), 3418 nucleotides long. It is a transcript of the gene sema5ba, whose product is annotated as sema domain, seven thrombospondin repeats (type 1 and type 1-like), transmembrane domain (TM) and short cytoplasmic domain, (semaphorin) 5Ba. Gene Ontology annotation, molecular function: chemorepellent activity; semaphorin receptor binding. The transcript is spliced from 22 exons. Gene Ontology annotation, biological process: semaphorin-plexin signaling pathway; positive regulation of cell migration; neural crest cell migration. The record is from RefSeq and is a predicted model, not a curated record. Lineage: Eukaryota; Metazoa; Chordata; Actinopteri; Cyprinodontiformes; Rivulidae. Bases 1 to 3396 code for a protein of 1131 amino acids.